AAAUCUCCAAAGAAGAAAAGAAUACCUAUCUUCCCCAACAAGGUACUUGAGUGCCAAACAUGCAAAGUAUAUUUAACCUUGCUUGCCCCCACUCCAAAUAACAGCCCACAAGAACCUAGGAAAGUAUCUUUUCCAAGGUUUCUUCUAUUUCAAAUAAGCACUUGCAGGUACCCAAUGGAUCACCCACCAUAUUAUCAUCACUCAUAGAAGGGAAACCUGAGAACAGAAUUUGUAGAGUAAAAUGGAGAAUUUGUUUAAUCAAAUAAGGGUGCAAUUUACUGGUGCGGAGGAGAAGAAAGCUGGUCUUGGUGGCACCAAGGAUCAGAAAAUACCAAUACAGAAAACUCAAUCUUUCAAAGAGAAGAAAGAGGGAGGCCAGAAUUGGUUCAAGAAACAGUUUGCAAGGAAAACGGAUCGUGAUGAUGACUCAAGAGACAUGGAGCAUGCUGCUGCAGUAGCUGCUGCAGCAUUUGCAAUUAAUUUGCAAGAUGUCUCUGAACAUGAAAGCAAGACCAAGGAGGCUUCGUUCACAAAGACCAAAAGCAAGGUGGAUGGCACAAAAUCUUCAAUUUCCCUACUUGGUAGUGCAUCCAAGCGACUCUCAAGUUCAUUUAAACUUAAGGAUGACCAAGGUGGCAAGGUGCCAAAGUCCUCAGUUACAGAUGAAAAGAAGCCAGAAGGGGCCAUUACACCUGCACCAUCAAUGAAAAAGACUUCAACUUUCACCGAUACAAAGCCCGAGAUCCCAUCACCAAUAAUUCCUCCUCCACCUUCAACAAAGCAUGACCCUUUAAGACAAACAACUCCACCAACAGAUACUGAAAGGCAGAAAAAUGCAGAUGAAUGGGAGAGAACCGAGCUUGAAAAUAUCAGACAAAGGUACGACAAGUUAAGAGAGAAAAUAGAUUCAUGGGAAAGCAAGAAGAAGAUGAAUGCUAGACGCAAGCUAGAAAAAGAAGAGAGAGAUCUUAUACAGAGAAAGUUGAAAGCUUGGGAUGAUUUUCAGACCAAGUACAAGUAUAUAGAUCAAAUUGCAGUGGGAGCAAGAACCAAGGCAGAAGAAAGCCGAAAAAAUGAAGAGCUAAAAGCUAAAGAGAAGGCAAACGUAAUUCGAACAACAGGCAAGCUGCCACGGAUUUGCUUCUGCUUCUGAGAUCACCAACUAUGUAACAUCACUGGAUUGGGGGAACAAAAGGAGAUCUAAGAAUGUUUUAUAGUUAUAUCUAUAGCUUAAUCCUCAUUUCCAGUAAAACAAGACAACUUCCUACAACAAUUAGAAGAAGAAAAACUGAAAACUGAAACAGAUACGUGACUUACUUCUUGUAUGUGGCAACUUUUCUUGCUUUAGAUUUUAGUUUUGGUUAAAAAUAUUACCCACCACAGUACGAGUGUCAACUCUAUUUUCAGGAAAUGACAGGCUAACCAAGAAAAUGAUUUAUCAUGUUAUGAAACGCUGGGAAUGACAAGCUAAAUUGAUUUAUUUUAGUC
Abrus precatorius (Indian licorice) is the source of this 1488-nucleotide messenger RNA. Its product is annotated as remorin-like. The record is from RefSeq and is a predicted model, not a curated record. The transcript has 6 exons. NCBI's taxonomy places the organism in Eukaryota, Viridiplantae, Streptophyta, Magnoliopsida, Fabales, Fabaceae. The coding region runs from base 242 to 1153 and encodes 303 amino acids.